AUGGUGGCGAUCCACGCCAACGCUUUGAACCUCAUGGCGCAGCGGGGCGAGACGACGGCGCUCCAGCGCGCCAUCGACCAGGGCGCCGACGUCAACGAGGUGGACCACGACUGGUUCCCGCUCAUGAUGGCCGUCGCCGUGAACCAGCCGAGCGUCGUGUCCCUGCUGCUGCGCAACGGCGCCGAGCAGGAGCUCGCGGAGCUCCUGCUCGUCCACGGCGCCGACGUCGACGGCGCGGACGUGCGGGGCACCUGCGGCUUGCACGCGGCGGUCUACUUCGGGCGGCCGGGCCUCGUGCGGCUCUUCCUGGCCCACGGCGCGGACCCGAACCGCGCGACGGUUUCGGUAGAGGAGGCGCGGCCGCCGCCCUUCGACGCGUCGCCGGGCAAGCCCAUGCGGUCCGCCGUCGACGACCCGAGCUCGCUGAAGCUGCCGCCGGGCUUCACGCCCCUGCGCCUGGCGACGGCGGCGACGGCCGCGGAGAACAGCGUUUUCGGCGACGACGCGCCGCCCGCGGACUUUCCGUCCGACGGCGGCGAGCAGCAGGAGAAGCGCCGGCGCCGGAUCGCCGACGAGCUGCUGGGCGCCGGCGCCACGGAGCCCCUGGACGCCUGGGACCUCGAGGGCGCCGACUCCGUGGCCAGGUGGUUCGCGGCGCUGAGUUGGCACGGCGCGAAGACGACGGACGGCCUCGUCGCGCGCGUCCUCGAGGCCACGGACGACUACCCCGGCGGCGUCGACGCCGCGGCGCUCUUCGCCCUCGACGAGCGCGAGCUCGACGACCUGUUGGACGUGCGCGGCCUCGCGCAGGAGCACAAGCGCCCGGAGACCGCGGACUCGUCGCUGUCGACCGCGCGGACGACGCGGUCCGCGGCCAAGCUCUGGUACCGCAAGGUCCAGCGCCACGCGCUGCUGCAGCGCGACCGCGCGCACCGCGGCGCCGUCGGCGCGGCGCUCGGCGACGAGGCGUCGCCGCUCCGGGAGCCGCUCGACAACGAGGACGCGCGCGCGACCAUCGUCGCGCGCCUCCGCGGCGCCGCGGGCGCCUACACGAAGGCGACGGCCGUCGCCGGCGGGUCGCCGGCCCUCGAGGACGUGGACCGCGCCCUCGACGGCGCGGCGGCCGCCGCCGAGGCCGAGCUCGAGAGGCUCGCGCGCGCGCGCGGCGCCGCGCGCGCGGGCCGCUACGAGGCGCUCGUCCAGCGCUGGUACGCUCUGCGGCGCGCCGUCGACGCCGCCCGCGACGGCACGGCGGCGCACCACCGCGCGGAGCAGCCCCAUCCCGCGGACGCGCCGAGCUGGUGGGACGCGGCGGCCGUCGCCGCGACGGCCUGCCCCUUCGACGCGGCCGACGGCGAGGGCGCCCGGGCCUUCCACGUGCGCGCGCGCUGCGGCGCCGCGCGGCCCAUCCUCUACGGCGCGCUCCAGGGUUUGGUCGACGAGGUCAACGCCGCGGCGCACCCCGCGCAGCUCGGUCUGAGCGGCGCGGACUUCCCGCUGCCCUUCGCGGACGAGCCCUUUCUACGGGUGGACGGCGGCCGCUGCGCGCUCGUCGCCAAGCCGUCGAAGACGCCCGAGGAGCUCAAAUGGGGCGCGGGCGCCAUGGCCGCGCGCGACGCCGUGGCCGCGACGAUCCUCGCCGAGGACCCCUACGUCGUCGCCGUCGUGCUCGCGCUCCUGGCGACGCGCGGAGACACAUUACCUUUGCGGCUCUGCCGCGUGGCCGCGGACCUCGACGGCGGCGACCGCGCGGCGACGGUCGUCGCCAACGUCAUGGCCGUCUACCCCGCGACGCCCGAGGCGCACGCGAAGGUGACGGCCGCGCCGCCGCCCGAAAACCCCCUCCCGGACGGCGCCGACGACGACGACGAGAGCGUGGGCCUCGAGCCCGUGCCGCCCGUCGACGCCGAGGGCGAGACGCCGGAGCCGGAGCGCGGCUACGAGACCGCGCGGCUCGUGCCCGCGCGCGCCGGCGGGCCGACGUUCGCGCCGGACCUCGCGGGCGCGGACCUGGCGCUCGGCGAGGUCACGCUCGCCCUGGCGACGCUCCAUGCGCUCGACGCCUUCGCGGCGCCCUACGCGGACGCGCUCGCGGCGCCGGACGCCGCGGACCGGCGCCGCGCGCUCUUCUCGCGGGACCUGCCGUUCCUGGACGGCGACGCGUGGCUCCUGAAGACGCCGCCGGACGUCGCGGACUACCGGCGGCGCCAGGGGGCGGCGCUCCACGAGGAGAUGGCCGAGCUCGGCGACGCGGCGCGCUGCGCGGCGCUCGAGGAGCGGCUCGGCGCGGCCGCGGCCGCCGCGGCCGUCGCGCGCGCGGCCGCCGCGCGCGCGGCCGAGGGCCUCGAAGCCGAGCUCAAGCAGCGCGACAUGGAGCUCGAGGGCUGCCACGCGGCGCUCGAGCGCGCGACGGCGUCCCUCGCGGCGCGGUCCGACGAGGUCUUCAAGCUCAAGGAGGAGGUCGCGCGGCUCCGCGCCGCGUCCGUGCCGGACUCGCCGCGCGACGCCGCGCCCGCGGCGCCGCCGCCGAAGCCGCCGAAGAAGGCCGCGCCGCCGCCGCCCGUGCCCGCGAAGAAGAACCCCUUCGCGAAGAAGAACCUCGGCCGCGUCGCGCCCGAGGGCAUGGACCAGGGCGUCAGGUACUCCUAG
Messenger RNA from Aureococcus anophagefferens, 2649 nucleotides. RefSeq lists its product as hypothetical. The record is from RefSeq and is a predicted model, not a curated record. The coding region runs from base 1 to 2649 and encodes 882 amino acids. Gene Ontology annotation, molecular function: protein binding. NCBI's taxonomy places the organism in Eukaryota, Pelagophyceae, Pelagomonadales, Pelagomonadaceae. The transcript is spliced from 2 exons.